Caenorhabditis remanei is the source of this 924-nucleotide messenger RNA. RefSeq lists its product as uncharacterized. The coding region runs from base 1 to 924 and encodes 307 amino acids. The transcript is spliced from 3 exons. The record is from RefSeq and is a predicted model, not a curated record. NCBI's taxonomy places the organism in Eukaryota, Metazoa, Nematoda, Chromadorea, Rhabditida, Rhabditidae. Gene Ontology annotation, biological process: embryo development.
AUGCGUCACACUCCAACUUACUCAGUGUUCGGUUUGAAAGAACCCGAAACAAUGAGUUAUGCGUUAGUUAAAGAUCUCAAAAAAAACAAUACAACUUUGCUAACUUGGACCUGGAAAAGUCAAAUGGGGGACAGAAUGCCAGAAGGAUGGAGUUGGUUGAAAUCGAAAGAUAUUGAUUUUCAUUGCAAGAUCAUUUUCGCGGCUGACUCGACUGCGUCAUUAUGGUGUCAUACAGAGAAGCAAUCAUCACGGAAAAGAUUUGCAACUGCACUUCAUUCUCACAUGUGUGAAGUAUUCCGGGUUGAACCAGAAAUGCAAUUCAAAUUGUCUUUGGAAUACAUGGAUGAACUUCCGUAUACGAAUACGGUUAGAGAUGUUGCUCUGCUUGACACAUCUGUGAAUUCCGAAGUCGUCGAUGAAUUUUUGGAAACAUUUCAAGUAACUCGAGUACUUUUCUCUGCAACCAUGAAACCAAACAACCCAUUGAAAGAUUCAAACAGACUUUACAACCUAAAUAACUUAUUUAUUCACUCAGCAUUCUGGCUCAAUGGCUCAAAACUGCUUGGAUUGAAUUGUGAAAAUUUGGUAAUUAGCCUUACCGGACUCUGGGAGAAUGAUUUAAUCAAUUUUGUGAACGUUUGGUUGAAUGGAAACAAUUCAAAACUACAAACAUUUUUCCAUAUAGCUGGUCCACGUCUCGAUCACGUCGCAGUUGUGGAUCACUUUGAAUUGGAACCAUGGAACCCAGAAACAGAUAAACUUGAGUAUAAAUUGCCAGUACGCGAAUAUGGUAAAAAUUUACUCGCUGAAAUUGACAGAACAGAAAUGGGAAGAACUGGAGUUCUCGUUCGACGAAGCGAUGGAUUGCGUGCAGUACUUCGAGCUUCAAUUAGAUUUUUUCAUUUUCACGUAUUGCAUGAUUAG